AUGGAGCUGCCCCAUUCAUUAGCACAGAAGCAGAGGCAGCUGCUGAAGGCAACUAACCUGGAUGACAGAUUUUUGCUGCACUUUAAUAUAAACUCCAAAUACCUGGCUGUUCAUGCAAUUGUUCUUCUGGGACAAAACAGCACCAACUUUAGCAUGGAACACACUCCCCCAGAGGAGGUCCAGGGUCUGCAGCCUAAUGGUGAGGAGAUGAUGCUCAAACAGUUUCCUGACUACUUUAAGACAGAGCAUAAAUUGGAGAUCACCAUGCUGUCCCAGGGUGUGUCCAUGCUCUACUCCUUCUUUGUGCCAGCUGCCAAGCUCAAGGAAUGGUUGGAUCAGCUGAUGACAGAGAUUGUAAGCCAUGUGUGGAAGCGAAAACUGGGCCGCCAUGUGCGGGCACUGGUGCUUGAGCUGUGCUGCAACGACGAGAGCGGCAAGGACAUUGAGGUUCCCUAUGUACGAUACACCAUCCACUGA
Messenger RNA from Nyctereutes procyonoides (raccoon dog), 477 nucleotides. RefSeq names its product ubiquitin-like modifier-activating enzyme 1. The coding region runs from base 1 to 477 and encodes 158 amino acids. The record is from RefSeq and is a predicted model, not a curated record. Lineage: Eukaryota; Metazoa; Chordata; Mammalia; Carnivora; Canidae. The transcript is spliced from 2 exons.